Erinaceus europaeus (western European hedgehog) is the source of this 3235-nucleotide messenger RNA. RefSeq names its product sedoheptulokinase (gene SHPK). The transcript is spliced from 7 exons. The coding region runs from base 159 to 1595 and encodes 478 amino acids. Gene Ontology annotation, molecular function: sedoheptulokinase activity. Gene Ontology annotation, biological process: cellular response to lipopolysaccharide; carbohydrate metabolic process. NCBI's taxonomy places the organism in Eukaryota, Metazoa, Chordata, Mammalia, Eulipotyphla, Erinaceidae. The record is from RefSeq and is a predicted model, not a curated record. Gene Ontology annotation, cellular component: cytosol.
GGGAAGACGAGAAGCCGCCCUAUUGAGUGUGGCUUUAAAGAGUACGAGCAGGCCGUCAUGCUGAGUGUGACACAGGAGUGCCACGCGAGGCCCCACCUCUGUUCGGGUCAAGUGGACCGCAUCCGCUGCAGUUGAGAGCUGCUGAGUGUCCAGCCGUCAUGUCUGCGCCGUCUGUCAGUCUCGGCAUCGACCUGGGCACCACGUCUGUGAAGGCGGCAUUAGUGGAGGCCGCGCCCGGUGAACCCUCGGGGUUUGUUGUACUGGCGAGCUGUGCCCGGGCUACCCGGGCCGAGGCCGCAGCCCAGAUCGCGGCCGUCGGGCCCCAGGGCCAAGAGCAAGAUGUGGAGAGAAUCAUCCAAGCCCUACAUGAGUGCCUAGCUGCCCUUCCCCGGCAGCAGCUCCGGAAAGUCUGUGGCAUUGGAGUGUCAGGACAGAUGCAUGGAAUCAUGUUCUGGAAGACAGGCCAAGGCUGUGAAUGGACAGAGGGAGGAGUGAACCCCGUGUUUGAACCCAGAGCUGUGAGCCACCUGGUAACAUGGCAGGAUGGGCGGUGUAGCAGUGGGUUCCUGGCUUCUCUGCCCCGGCCACAGUCUCAUAUCAGUGUGGCCACAGGGUUUGGCUGUGCAACCAUCUUCUGGCUUUUGAAAAAUAGCCCAGAAUUCCUGAAGUCCUACAAUGCAGCUGGCACCAUCCAUGACUAUGUAGUCGCUAUGCUGUGUGGUUUGCCAAAACCCCUGAUGUCUGACCAGAACGCUGCUAGCUGGGGAUAUUUCAACACCCAGAGUCAAAGCUGGAACUUGGAGAUACUGAGAGCCUCAGGCUUUCCCAUCCAUCUGCUCCCAGACAUUAGGGAGCCUGGCAGUGUUGCUGGCAGAACUUCCCUUUCCUGGUUUGAAAUCCCCAAGGGGACACCAGUGGGCGUGGCUUUGGGUGACUUACAGUCUUCUGUCUACUCCUGUAUGGCACACAGAACAGAUGCAGUUCUCAACAUCAGCACUUCAGUUCAGCUGGCCGCCUCCAUGCCUUCGGGAUUCCAGCCAGUGCAGAUUCCAGACCCUGCAGCUCCCGUCGCUUACUUCCCGUACUUUGACAGGACCUACUUGGCGGUGGCGGCGUCUCUCAAUGGAGGCAAUGUGCUGGCCACGUUUGUCCACAUGCUGGUCCAGUGGAUGGCGGAUCUAGGGUUGGAGACCGAAGAGUCCACUGUGUAUUCACGGAUGAUCCAGGCAGCUACACAGCAAAAAGACACCUGCUUAACCAUCACACCAACAGUUUUGGGGGAGAGACACCUACCAGACCAGCUGGCUUCAGUGACCAGAAUCUCUUCUUCUGACCUCUCCUUGGGACAUGUGACUCGGGCCCUCUGUAGAGGCAUUGUACAGAACCUGCACUCAAUGCUUUCAUUUCACCAGCUCAAAGAGUGGGGUGUGGAGCGGGUGAUCGGGAGUGGGAGUGCGCUGUCCAGGAAUGAGGUGCUGAAGCAGGAGGUGCAGAGGGCUUUCCCUUUCCCAGUGUCAUUUGGGCAGGAUGCGGAUGCGGCGGUGGGGGCAGCUCUUGUCAUUCUCCAGAGAGACUUCAACCAGAAGGAACCUUAAGCAGCAAAAAUUUCACCUGAAGGAUAACUGCCAAUUUUUAUCAAGUCAAAAUUUCUGACAUGAUCUGGGGCCAUCCUUAAGCUCUGUUGGUAACUUUUAAACAAUGCCUGUGUGAGGAUACCAUCUGGAGUAAGAACCUACCUUUAGGAAACACUUUAUUAAUUUACCUAGAAGUUGCCACCCAGAUCCCAAAUCAGUUCCUCCUGAAAGAGACUCAACUGAGAGCUGGUUGCAAAUGUCAAUGUAGAAAAGGAAAGAAGAAGAAAAAGAGAGAAUGGAAGAAAAGGAACAGCAUCCUGGCCAGCAGACUCAUUUAUGAUUCACUUGUGAUUCAACUGUAGACAAAGAAAAAUAAACGUAAACUUCAGAUACUGAAAAUCUGGUGUCUGUGGACUCCAAGUAAGAAAAGAAGAACUGGGGAGUCGGGCUGUAGCGCAGCGGGUUAAGCGCAGGUGGCGCAAAGCCCAAGGACCGGCAUAAGGAUCCCGGUUCGAACCCCGGCUCCCCACCUGCAGGGGAGUUGCUUCACAGGCGGUGAAGCAGGUCUGCAGGUGUCUAUCUUUCUCUCCUCCUCUCUGUCUUCCCCUCCUCUCUCCAUUUCUCUCUGUCCUAUCCAACAACGAUGACAACAACAAUAAUAACUACAACAAUAAAACAACAAGGGCAACAAAAGGGAAUAAAUAAAUAAAAUAAAAUAUUAAAAAAAAAGUUAAAAAAAAAAAAAAGAAAAGAAGAACUGCUCCCACUCCACACUCAGCUUUUAGGUGGAUUAUUUUUAGGGACAUUAAGCCCAGGCUUGGGUCACAGGGUCUGUUAGAAAAGUCUUUUUUUUUUUUUUUUUUUUUUUUAAGUAAAUAGUAUCGUGUGGCUCUGAGGUCCCGUGGCCAAUCUUGUUUUCUCCUGGCCAUAUGUGAUGCUUAGCUUGGGUAAGGAAAGACCCAAGAUCCAGGAACCAGGCUGGCUCAGGGGAAGAGGAAGAGGAAGAUGCUGACCUGGCAUAUCUACUUUUUUUGCUUCCCAUCUCAAGGAGAGUCUGCUGCACUGGGACUGCGCGAGGCCCUCACAACACAACUGACUUGAAGGCAUAUAAUAGUGAAGAGAAGGUGGGUGGCAUGACCGGCAAGGAGGCUGCCACCAUUCACGCACGUUGUUCCCAAGAGUCUGACCAGGUCCCAGCAGGAGCCUUUUUCAAGUGUGCUUGCAACAUGUUUUUGCUCCACAUCCCUGGAAAGACUUCCAAGGGAAGGAAUACAGUCAGAAAUGUUUCUACCAGAGGGGAUGGCCCAUCUAAUUAGAGAAGACACAUUAUCCCCAGCUCUUCUUUCAGUUGGUGUGGGCCUAGCUGGUACAUCUGGCAUUCCUGGUGUGCCGAAAAAGCCUCAUUUGAGCCCAUUUUUCCUCAAGUGACCCUAGGCAUGACCAAGGAAUGGCUUGCAGGAAGGAGUCACCACCAUUGCAAGUGCUUCUAGACUCCUGAGGGAGAUCCCAGGCACAGGCAGGCCUGACUCCAAGGCACCUGGACAAGCCAUGGCUAUUGGGGAAGCAGGUUUUUAAAAAUUUUUAAUAAAUUAUCAAGAUUAUCAAAAACGUUUUGAUUAACAUACCUGAUUUUACUGAUUAAAUUUCAGAUGCCAAAGAUC